AUGGCAACACCAGCACUGGCUUCAAUGGUGCAGUCAGAGCAGCAACAAGGUGAGGGAGAAGCUGUUCCGAGCACUACUGGUUCUAGCGCAUGGAAGUCUUCAGGAUCUGUUGGUCCAUUUUUUGCUGUGAUGUCUGUGCUUGUAAUUCUGGCUGUUCUUUCUUGCUAUUUGGGUCGCAAGUGGAAUCGAAGACCGAAAACACCAUUGGAGAGUAUCAGAGGGAGAGGGUUUUCUGGGUGGCUAAAGCGUGUGUGCAGGGAACGCAUUGGCAAUGAUAUCGAAGUUGGGGGUGUUGGGGCCAAGGUCAUGGUUUGUGAUGAUGACCUUGAGGAAAUUCAUCAUUGUACAAAUGGUGAAGUUGAUCACCAAAACACAACUUAA
Vigna angularis (adzuki bean) is the source of this 381-nucleotide messenger RNA. RefSeq lists its product as uncharacterized. The coding region runs from base 1 to 381 and encodes 126 amino acids. The transcript has a single exon. Lineage: Eukaryota; Viridiplantae; Streptophyta; Magnoliopsida; Fabales; Fabaceae. The record is from RefSeq and is a predicted model, not a curated record.